GGGAGUCUCUACUUCGUGCGAGGCGGAGCAAAGCGGGGAGAGCUAAGGCGGGAUCUGAGGAAACUCUCCCCCUCAGCCGCCCCAGGCAGAGCCCCGCACCCGGUCCUUCCACUCCGCCAAGGGACGGGCUAUGGCUACGUCUAUACUGGGGGAGGAGCCCAGAUUCGGAACGACCCCCCUGGCCAUGCUGGCCGCCACCUGCAACAAGAUCGGCAACACCAGCCCCCUGACGACGCUGCCGGAGUCGAGCGCCUUCGGCAAGGGGGGCUUCCACCCGUGGAAGCGGUCGACGUCGAGCUGCAACCUGGGCUCGGGCCUGUCGGGCUUCGCGGCGGCGGCGGCGGCGGCGGCGGCGGCGGCGGGGGGCCGCGGGGCGGGCGGGCUGGCGGGCGGCUCGGGGGCCGCCGGCAGCGCCUUCUGCCUGGCCUCCACGUCGCCCACCUCGUCGGCCUUCGGCGGCGACUACGGCGGCCUGUUCUCCAACGCGGCGGGCGUGGCGCCGCAGGAGCCCGGCGGCCAGUCGGCCUUCCUGGCCAAGGUGCACCCGUCGGCGGCCGACGGGCUGUACCCGCGGCACCCCUACGAGUCGUGGUACAAGACCGGCUUCCACUCCACGCUGGCGGCGGGCGAGGCGGCCGGAGGGGCGGCCUCGUCGUGGUGGGACGUGCACGCCAACGCGGGCUCCUGGCUGGAGGUGCAGAACCCGGGCGCCGGCGGCGGCGGCGGCGGCGGCGGCGGCGGCGGCGGCGGCGGCGGAGGCAGCGGCGGCGCCGGCGCCGGCCUGCAGGGGUCGCUGCACGCGUCGGCGCCGCCGGCCCCGCUGCACUCGCAGCUGGGCUCCUACAGCCCCGAUUUCGGCUCGCUGACUCAUUCGGCCUUCAGCUCCACCGGCCUGGGCUCCCCGGCCGCCGCCGCCGCCGCCUCGCACCUGCUGUCCACCGGCCCGCACCUGCUGGGCCAGGAGGGCUUCAAGCCCGUGCUGCCCGCCUACUCGGAGUCCAGCGUGGCCGUGGCGGCCGCCAGCGCCAUGCUCAGCGGCGCCGCCGCCGCCGCCGCCGCCGCCGCCGGCUCGGCCCGCUCGGCCCGGCGCUACUCGGGCCGCGCCACCUGCGACUGCCCCAACUGCCAGGAGGCCGAGCGGCUGGGCCCCGCCGGGGCCAGCCUGCGGCGCAAGGGGCUGCACAGCUGCCACAUCCCCGGCUGCGGCAAGGUCUACGGCAAGACGUCGCACCUGAAGGCCCACCUGCGCUGGCACACCGGCGAGCGCCCCUUCGUCUGCAACUGGCUCUUCUGCGGCAAGCGCUUCACCCGCUCCGACGAGCUGCAGCGGCACCUGCGGACUCACACCGGCGAGAAGCGCUUCGCCUGCCCCGUCUGCAACAAGCGCUUCAUGCGCAGCGACCAUCUCAGCAAACACAUCAAAACGCACAACGGGGGCGGCGGCGGCGGCGGCGGCGGCGGAGGAGGAGGAGGCGGCGGCAAAAAGGGCAGCGACAGCGACACGGACGCCAGCAACCUGGAGACGCCCCGCUCCGAGUCCCCCGACCUCAUCCUCCACGACUCCGGGGUAAGCGCGGCCCGGGCGGCGGCGGGAGGCGGCAACGACUCCACCUCGGGCCCCAACGAGUCCUAGAGGGGGUGAGCGCGGCACGGAGACGGACACAGACACAGAGAGACUCAGACAGAGACCCAAGACGGACAGAGGGAGGCAGGGGACAACCACGGGGGGACCUGAGAGCCGGCUGCCGCCGACCCUUAAAUAAAGAGCCCGGCCCGGGGACUGAAGACACGCACACUCACCUAAACGCUCAGCCACACACACACACACACAUACACACACGCCCCGACGGCGACCCCACAUUGCCCCGCACGCACAGCCCGCCCCCGAACUUGUCGGGUGCACAGCCUUUCCCUCCACCGUUUCCCUCCACCUCCUGCUUCCCCUCAAUCCCUCUCCUCGAAAAAGAGGGAAAAAAACCCCACCCCACAUCCCCAACCCCCUUCCCUCUCCAGCAGACGCUCGUCGUCACAACGUUUGGGACCAAAUGGGACCUUUUCGGAAACACACACACACACACACACACGAAAAAUCCCACCCUCUGUGCGGAUCGUACGAUAGAUAAAAUCCUCCCAAGGCCCGCUUGAUGAUGAUCUAUUUGCCAUGAGACUUUUUUGUUCUUUCCAAAAGGAAGGGUCAAAACAAAAAAAACCACACAAACCAACAAAAAGAGGCUUAAGGUGAGAAUUUAAACUGGAAGUCUAGAGACAGUUUCUCUGUAUUUCACGAACGGCUGUAUAAAUAGGGUUCAAAAAGGAUUGUGUUCUCUUCUACUUUCUUGUAAAUGUUGAUUCCGAUAGGGUUUUUUUCGGUGAAUUCCUGAAAUUCAGGGAGGUUUUGGGUUUUUUUUUUUUUAAUUUCUGAUGCACUUUGUGGAAGUCAGUAUAUAUGUAAAAGCUAUUUACAUUGUUGAGUUAUCAUUUCACUCACACGUAAGUUAAGGUCAUUUAAAGAAAUUAAAUGCGUUUAUCUGUAUGAAGAAAAUCUUGACAUAAUAUUUUCAUUUUGGUAUUAUUAAAGGACUCUGAACAAUA
Ornithorhynchus anatinus (platypus) is the source of this 2592-nucleotide messenger RNA. It is a transcript of the gene SP9, whose product is annotated as Sp9 transcription factor. The record is from RefSeq and is a predicted model, not a curated record. The transcript has 2 exons. Gene Ontology annotation, biological process: regulation of transcription by RNA polymerase II. Gene Ontology annotation, molecular function: RNA polymerase II cis-regulatory region sequence-specific DNA binding; DNA-binding transcription factor activity, RNA polymerase II-specific. Lineage: Eukaryota; Metazoa; Chordata; Mammalia; Monotremata; Ornithorhynchidae. Bases 131 to 1633 code for a protein of 500 amino acids.